AUGCUUGCUCAGCGCUACUUGACUGAGCUGCCGCCGCCCAAGGCCCUCGCUCUCCAGCGUGUUUGCUCUACGCUCGCGCUUGCUGCCAUGAUUCUUGUGUACAUCUCCUUCUCUUUUGGCCAGUACACGCCAACCAUAUGGCAAAUAUCGCAAGCGCAUCACACUUCAUGGACGCCCAAUACGCCCAUGACGUUGGAUCUCUUUCCCGCAGUCUUGUUUCUCUGCCAGUUACUGUAUCUUGCACAGCUGCUUGCCUCAAAGAACGAGGCACUCUUGGCGUCUGCUACAAAUGGCGUCUCUUACCACUUUGUCGGAUUUGGUCUGCUCGAAGUCGCCUUCAUUGUGCUCUGGGUGAAGCAGCACUUUGUAUGGUGUGUCCUGGUCCAGUCCAUCAAUCUGGCUCACCUCAUCAUCCUCUACCGGCGACUAGGGCCCACGCCGUAUGCAGCCACGACAACCAAUGCCAAGAACCUCUAUGUUCAAAUCCCCACAGUCAAGCUGCCUAUUGCGUUGUGCACCUACAACAUUGUGCAUGCGCUGUCCAUCUGUCUCGAAACAAAACACGUCCGUCGCUCGCCUCUGCACUUCAUGCCACUCGCAGUCAUUGGCUUGUUGAUGCUGCUUGCUGUCUUUAGAAAUCGAGAUGCAUUACUGGGCCUGCCACUCAGCUACUUGCUCUUCUCACUCGGCACUGAGCAGUACCGUCACCCGCACGGGGACCAUGUCACUUGGAUCAUGGCGUUCAGCUAUGCAUCGCUGCUGCUUGUCCUCAGUAUCUUCAUCGGGGUGCCGAGACUGCGCUAUGCGAGUGGUCUUCAUACAGCAGAGACACCGGAGCAGCGGCCUCUUCUUUCCUAG
Messenger RNA from Protomyces lactucae-debilis, 858 nucleotides. RefSeq lists its product as uncharacterized. The coding region runs from base 1 to 858 and encodes 285 amino acids. The transcript has 2 exons. The record is from RefSeq and is a predicted model, not a curated record. Lineage: Eukaryota; Fungi; Ascomycota; Taphrinomycetes; Taphrinales; Protomycetaceae.